AUGAAUGGACUCAUCACUAUCAAAUUUGCCAUUGGACAACGCGCUUUCUUCCUGAAGACUCCACAUCAGAAUAUACUGUGGGAUCUGAUCGCUUUUCUUGAUGACGAUACCGUCGAGAAGAUUCAAGCACUGGGCGGACUUUCGGCCAUGGUGAUAUCUCAUCCCCACUAUUACACAACUUAUGUGACUUGGGCACGCACCUUCAAGUGCCCAGUUUAUGUCUCGCCUGAAGACACAGAAUGGAUGUCACGUAUGGAUGCCACAGAUGUGAAGAGGGAACUCAUUACUGAAACCACAAAAUUGAUCGUACCUGGCCUCACUGCUAUCAAAUGUGGCGGUCAUUUCCCAGGCAGUCUUGUUCUGCACUGGGCCGAAUACCAGGGAAUGCUCUUCAUUGCAGACACGAUUGUGACCGUCCCGUCUGGGCUAAAUCCAUCGCCACGAUUGCCAUCACAGUCUACUUAUACAUUCAUGUGGUCGAUCCCGAAUAUGAUCCCAAUGCCUGCUGAUGAUAUUUAUCUGAUCUGGAAAGCUAUUAGACCAUACAAAUUUAGGAAGACAUUCGGCGCUUUCAAUGGCUUGACGGUUGAAACUGGCUGGCAGAAGAUUGGGGGUGCUGUGGUACUUGAGGGAGGAUUAGAGCAACGAAUUUUGGAUAGUAUGAAGAUUGUUGUUCGCGGACAGCUUGGAAUGUCUCAUCAUCCUAUCUUUGAGCAAACAGUCUCUGUUUAA
Messenger RNA from Penicillium taxi, 732 nucleotides. RefSeq lists its product as uncharacterized. The transcript is spliced from 4 exons. NCBI's taxonomy places the organism in Eukaryota, Fungi, Ascomycota, Eurotiomycetes, Eurotiales, Aspergillaceae. The coding region runs from base 1 to 732 and encodes 243 amino acids. The record is from RefSeq and is a predicted model, not a curated record.